UUCGCUUUCCUUUCACUGUCUGAACUGUAAUACUCUGUAUUUUUCUCUGUGAUUCACUCAUUUAUUUUUCCUUUAAGGAAAUAAAAUAUUUCAAUUUUAAAAAAAUUAUUCAGCAUUUCUUUGCUUAAGUUCUUCCGAAUCAGGUUCCGGUUGGAGAUGCUUUAUAUUCUCAGUUCACAGUUUUGAGAUUCGGAACUCGAGUUGAGGUGAGUUGGAUUCCGACUCGGUUUCUGUAAUAUUUUAAGCUUCAACUUAAGCCGUCGAAUUAACUCUGUUUGGCUGGCAAGAAAAACUGGAGGAAAAGGAAAAUGAGAUGCGUUUUCGUUUCUUUGAGGUUUAUUUCUAUUUUCGGUGAGGUUAGCAUCUGGAACUAGAAAAUUCAGCAUUUCUUUGCUUACUUUCUCCCGUGUCAGCUUUCAACUUGAGCUGUCGAGUUAACUCUUUUGGCUGGCAAGAAAAAGAGGAGGAAAAAGAGAAGGAAAAUUAUCUAUGUUUUUGCUUCUUUGACUUUGUGGUUUAUUUCUAUUUUCAGUGAGGUUUGCAGCUGAAACUGGAAGUCCCUGGAAUGAGAGUUUUCGGAUCCAAAAUCAAAUACUCAAGGGAAAUUGAAUAAUAGCAAUAAUAAAAUCAAGCUCUAAGUUAUUAUAUAGUUAAACUCUAGCUCGCACUUCAAAAUAAUAGAUUCGUGAUUAUUAGUGGUAUACCAUGGCGAUCGGGAUCUUAAGCUCUCUUUUAGCCUCCGAUCAUAGCUCCAUAGUUUCAAUGAACUUAUUCGUGGCGCUUCUUUGCGGUUGUAUUGUGAUUGGUCAUUUACUAGAGGAAAGCCGAUGGAUGAACGAGUCCAUUACUGCUCUUGUCAUUGGGGUGUGCACUGGAGUUGUAAUUUUGCUUACAACAGGAGGAAAAAGCUCUCACCUGUUAGUUUUCAGUGAAGACUUGUUCUUCAUUUAUUUGCUUCCUCCUAUUAUUUUUAAUGCGGGAUUCCAAGUGAAGAAGAAGCAAUUUUUCCGCAACUUUAUUACUAUCAUGCUGUUUGGUGCAGUUGGUACUUUAAUAUCAUUUGGCAUCAUAUCUGCAGGUGCCAUACAGUUUUUCAAGGAAUUGCAUAUUGGUGAUCUGCAGAUAGGGGACUAUCUUGCAAUUGGGGCAAUAUUUUCUGCAACAGAUUCUGUUUGCACUUUGCAAGUUCUUAAUCAGGACGAGACACCUUUGUUGUACAGUCUAGUUUUUGGGGAGGGAGUUGUGAAUGAUGCCACAUCAGUGGUUCUUUUCAAUGCAAUCCAGAGCUUUGACCUUACUCACAUCAACUCUACCAUUGCCUUGAAAUUUGUCGGAAAUUUUUUUUAUUUGUUCAUCUCAAGUACUUUGCUAGGAGUUGUGACUGGACUGCUCAGUGCUUUCAUUAUUAAAAAGCUGUAUUUCGGAAGGCAUUCAACUGAUCGCGAGGUUGCUCUUAUGAUCCUCAUGGCUUACCUCUCAUACAUGCUCGCUGAACUUUUCUAUUUAAGCGGAAUUCUUACAGUAUUCUUUUGUGGGAUUGUUAUGUCUCACUAUACAUGGCAUAAUGUUACAGAAAGUUCAAGAGUGACAACGAAGCAUGCUUUUGCUACUCUAUCAUUUGUUGCUGAGAUCUUUAUCUUCCUCUAUGUUGGUAUGGAUGCUUUGGACAUCGAGAAGUGGAGAGUUAUCAGUGAUAGCCCCGGAAAAUCAGUUGGGGUGAGUUCGAUUCUACUGGGCUUGAUUCUUGUUGGAAGAGCAGCCUUCGUUUUCCCCUUGUCGUUCAUAUCCAACUUGACAAAGAAAGCUCCUCAUGAGAAAAUUGAAUUCAAACAGCAAGUUACCAUUUGGUGGGCCGGUCUUAUGCGCGGUGCUGUCUCAAUGGCACUUGCUUAUAAUCAGUUUACUAGUUUAGGUCAUACUCAAGUGCGAGGGAAUGCGAUGAUGAUAACCAGCACAAUCACGGUUGUUCUUUUCAGCACAGUGGUUUUCGGAUUAAUGACUAAACCAUUAGUUAGGAUCUUGCUUCCUUCUCCAAAACAUCUCUCGAGAAUGCUUUCGUCCGAGCCAACUACUCCUAAAUCAUUCUUCCUACCACUUCUCGACAAUGGGCAAGGAUCUGAGGCUGAGCAAGGCAACCGAAGCGUGGUCCGGCCAUCCAGCUUAAGAAUGCUCUUGACCACUCCUUCCCACACCGUGCACUAUUAUUGGAGAAAAUUCGAUGAUGCCUUUAUGCGACCUGUAUUCGGUGGAAGGGGUUUCGUACCAUUUGUUCCCGGAUCACCCACUGAACGAAACGGUCCUCAGUGGCAAUGAAAAAGGAACUCGAAGCUGAUAUAGCAGGUACAGGAAGUCUAGAAUGCUAUACCGAUUUCCUAAAAUCGUUGCAAACCCGGCUCAACAGCUGGAUAUUUCAGUGUGAAGUUUUGUGUUAAUAUUAAUGAGAGUUUUGCAGGUUGACAAGAACAGCAAUUUUGUCCAGCAUUAGCUGAUUAUUAAUUUUGAUUGUAUAUUUAUUGUUGUCUCAAUAGUGAGAGUAUGUUCUUGAUGUCAUGUUUGUUUGCUUUUAGAAUUCUAUUUAUUAUGUAUAACAGUACUCUGUUACUUUGUGAACCUAAAAUCUUAUGAGAAUUAAGAACUCAGAGAAGUUCAGAAAUUGGAUUAUACCAAUCCUUGGACAUAAA
Molecule: messenger RNA, 2681 nt
Organism: Gossypium arboreum
Lineage: Eukaryota; Viridiplantae; Streptophyta; Magnoliopsida; Malvales; Malvaceae
Product: sodium/hydrogen exchanger 1-like
Exons: 17
Coding region: 706-2313 (535 amino acids)
Biological process (GO): proton transmembrane transport; sodium ion transport; regulation of pH
Cellular component (GO): membrane
Molecular function (GO): sodium:proton antiporter activity
Source: RefSeq, a predicted model, not a curated record